AUGGCAUUGCUACACGUGGCUGGCUUGGAAGCAUUGGAAGUGUAUAAUACAUUUCAGUGGGACACAGCAGGGGAUGAUGUCAAAGUUGAUAAAAUAAUGGAGAAAUUUGAUAGAUAUUGGAACCCAAGAAAGAAUUUAACAUUUGAUGGACAAUCGUUUUGUACAAGAAACCAACAGGAAGGUGAGACAAUAGAUACAUACAUUACUGAACUAAGAAAUAAAGCCUCUAGAUGUGAAUUUGCUGAUCUUAAAGAUGGGAGCGAUCCUCUUUAA
Paramuricea clavata is the source of this 273-nucleotide messenger RNA. Lineage: Eukaryota; Metazoa; Cnidaria; Anthozoa; Malacalcyonacea; Plexauridae. The record is from the annotation of a GenBank genome assembly.